Molecule: messenger RNA, 4742 nt
Organism: Ceratotherium simum simum (southern white rhinoceros)
Lineage: Eukaryota; Metazoa; Chordata; Mammalia; Perissodactyla; Rhinocerotidae
Gene: IRS4
Product: insulin receptor substrate 4
Biological process (GO): insulin receptor signaling pathway
Cellular component (GO): cytosol; plasma membrane
Molecular function (GO): insulin receptor binding; phosphatidylinositol 3-kinase binding
Source: RefSeq, a predicted model, not a curated record
CAACCCUCCCUUCCCCGACCGCCCCCCCCCACCCGCUCACCUUAAAACCAUCGUGCAUCACCAUGGCGAGUUGCUCCUUCGCUCGAGACCAAGCGACAAGGAGACUGAGAGCUGCAGCAGCGGCAACAGCGGCAGCUAUAGCUGCGGUGGCGACCACCCCACUUCUUUCCUCGGGAACCCCGACCGCACUCAUUGGGACCGGGUCGUCCUGUCCGGGAGCCAUGUGGCUCUCCACGGCCACUGGUUCCCGGUCAGACUCCGAGUCCGAUGAGGAGGACCUCCCCGUCGGGGACGAAGUCUGCAAACGCGGAUACCUGCGGAAGCAGAAGCAUGGGCACAGGCGCUACUUCGUGCUCAAACUCGAGACCGCCGACGCCCCAGCUCGGCUGGAAUACUACGAAAAUGCCAGGAAGUUCCGGCACAGUGUCCGCGCCGCGGCGGCUGCAGCAGCGGCGGCCGCCUCUGGCGCCACGGUCCCCGCGCUCAUCCCACCGCGGCGCGUGAUCACCUUGUACCAGUGCUUCUCGGUGAGCCAGCGAGCCGACGCAAGGUACCGACACCUCAUCGCCCUUUUCACCCAGGACGAGUACUUCGCGAUGGUGGCCGAGAACGAGUCGGAGCAAGAGAGCUGGUACUUGCUGCUCAGCCGCCUCAUCCUCGAGAGCAAGCGCCGCCGCUGCGGCACGCCCGGCGCGCAGCCGGAUGGAGAGCCGGCAGCGCUGGCGGCUGCAGCGGCGGCGGAGCCACCCUUCUACAAAGAUGUGUGGCAGGUAAUAGUCAAACCCAGGGGGCUGGGGCACAGAAAAGAGCUGAGCGGCGUGUUCCGGCUCUGUCUUACCGACGAAGAGGUUGUAUUUGUGAGGCUGAAUACCGAGGUGGCCAGCGUGGUCGUCCAGCUCCUGAGCAUCCGACGCUGCGGGCACUCGGAGCAGUAUUUCUUCUUAGAAGUGGGCAGGUCCACCGUCAUCGGUCCGGGGGAGCUCUGGAUGCAGGUCGAUGACUGUGUGGUGGCCCAAAACAUGCAUGAGCUGUUUUUGGAGAAGAUGAGAGCCUUGUGUGCAGACGAAUACAGAGCCCGCUGCCGCAGCUACAGCAUCAGCAUCGGCGCCCACCUGUUAACCCUGCUGUCCGCUAGGAGGCACCUGGACAUGCUGCCGCUGGAGCCCGGCGGCUGGCUCAGAAGGUCCCGCUUUGAGCAGUUUUGCCACCUCAGGGCCAUUGGUGACGGGGAAGACGAGAUGCUCCUCACCAGGCGCUACAUAACACCCAGCGAGCCUGUACCCCCCUCGAGGCGGGGAAGACUGCACCUGCCCCGAGCGCGCAGGUCCAGGAGAGCAGUUUCGGUGCCAGCCAGCUUUUUUCGCCGCUUAGCACCCAGCCCGGUGCGUGCCCCGCACCCUGCAGAAGCCUCCAACGAUGGAGCUUGCCUGUCUUCUGAAGCAUCUGGUUGUGGCUCUGGCAACUCUGGGGAAGAAGGCAGUCCUGAGGGUAAAGAGGGUCAGGAAGGAAAUGGAGGCGACUACAUGCCCAUGAACAGCUGGGGCUCGGGAAAUGGCCGGGGCUCAGGCGGUGGCCAGGGCUCAAGUGGCCAAGGCUCCAGUAGCCAGAGCUCAGAAGGAAACCAGUGCUCAGGGGGAGGGCAGGGCUCCAGAGGUGGCCAGGGCUCAAGUGGCAGCCAGGGCUCAGGGGGCCACGGUGCAGGAGGAAACCAGUGCUCAGGAGAUGGCCAAGGCACCACAGGUGGUCAUGGCUCAGGUGGUGGCCAGGGAGCUGGAGGUGGUCACGGCUCAGGCAGUGGCCAGGGACCUGGGGAUGGCCAUGGCUCAGGCAGUGGCAAGAACUCUGGAGGGGGCAAAGGCUCAGGAAGUGGGAAAGGCUCUGAUGGCAAUGGUGAACGUGGAAAAUCUCUGAAGAAAAGAUCCUACUUUGGCAAAUUAACUCAAAGUAAGCAACAGCAAAUGCCACCACCUCCACCUCCACCUCCGCCAGCUGGAGCAACUGGUGGAAAAGGCAAGUCUGGGGGAAGGUUCCGACUUUAUUUUUGUGCUGACAGAGGAGCCACAAAAGAACGCAAAGAAGCCAAAGAAGUCAAAGAGGCAGAGACCCUAGAGGGUGCAACUCGGGGUCCCCACAGAGUCAGAGCUUUUGAUGAAGAUGAGGAUGACCCAUACGUGCCAAUGAGGCCAGGGGUGGCUGCCCCUCUCGCAAGCUCCAGUGAUUAUAUGCCAAUGGCUCCUCAAAACGUCUCUGCUUCAAAGAAGCGCCACUCUCGAUCACCUUUUGAAGAUUCAAGAGGCUACAUGAUGAUGUUUCCCAGGGUGAGCCCACCCUCUGCCCCAAGUCCUCCAAAAGCACCCGAUCCUGAUAAAGAGGAUGACUCAAAGGAUAAUGACAGUGACAGUGACUACAUGUUUAUGGCUCCUGGGGCCGGUGCAAUUCCAAAAAACCCCAGAAAUCCUCAGGGUGGCUCUUCCUCCAAAAGUUGGAGUUCCUACUUCUCUCUGCCAAAUCCUUUUCGGAGCUCCCCACUGGGACAGAGUGACCACAGUGAGUAUGUUCCAAUGUUACCUGGAAAAUUACUGGGGAAGGGCCUGGACAAAGAAGCCUCAUCUAAGGGAGGCCCCAAAGAUGCAGCUUUAACGCCUUCAGUUGAGGGGUCGUUCUCAAAGCCUGGUGAUGGGGGUUUACCUUCAAAGCCUUCAGAUGAGGGGCCCCCCAAGAUCAAGGCUAAGAGACCUAACCGACUUUCUUUUAUUACAAAAGGAAAUAAAAUCAAGCCAAAACCACAAAAGCUCACACGUGAGCGGAGACAAGCUGACAGCUCUAGUGACUACGUCAACAUUGACUUCACUAAAAGAGACAGCAAUACGCCAGCACCCUCUACUCAAGGACUGCCAGAUUUGUGGGGCAUAAUUGCCAACCCCAGACAGUCAGCCUUUUCCAAUUAUGUGAAUGUUGAGUUCGGAGUGCCAUUUCCAAAUCCAGCAAACAACCUCUCAGAUCUUUUAAGAGCUAUUCCAGGUGCCAGCCCCCUCUCUCUGGACGGUGCUAGGUGGCCACUUCCGCCUCUUCCUCCCAGUGCUACAGGGAGCAAUGCUCAUGAGGAAGAGGGUGACUACAUUGAAGUGAUUUUCAACCCAGCAAUGACACCAGCCGUGCCUUUUGCUGACAGUGCCAUUCGCUAUGAUGCUGAAACAGGUCGAAUCUAUGUGGUCGACCCAUUUUCUGAGUGCUGUAUGGACAUUUCUCUCUCUCCCAGCCGAUGCUCUGAACCACCACCUGUAGCGAGGCUGCUGCAGGAAGAAGAGCUAGAGAGAAGACGCCCGCAAAGCCGUUCGCAAAGUUUCUUUGCAUCCGCCAGAGCCGCGGUCUCAGCUUUCCCAACCGACAGUCUCGAGAGAGAUCUCUCCGCCUCCGUAGCCUCGGCCACCGCUUCGGCCGCCGCGCCAAACUUAGCCGUGGGCCGGGCUUUAGCCGCCGCCUCCGCCCUCGCCGCGGCCCCGGGCAUCGGCGCAGCCGCCGCCGGCUUCGAGGCCGCCGCUGGAUUUGACUCCGCCUCCGUCCGCUGGUUCCAACCUGUUGCUAAUGCUGCUGAUGCUGAAGCAGUAACGGGGGCCCAAGAUGUUGCCAGUGGCUCGAACCCUAGAGCCCAAAACCCAUCUGCAGACCUUGCCGGUGGUGAGAAUGGGACCGGCGAGGCUGCCGCUGCAGCUGCCGUUCCCCCACCACCACCACCUCGCCGCCGGGUGCUGAGACCCCCGGAGCGAGAAGAUUCUGACGACGACGACACGUACGUGAGAAUGGACUUUGCCAGACCUGACAACAAGAAGUUCGACUCUCCCCAAAGAGAGUGAUUACAUUGCCACAAAAACACAUUUUAGAAGAAAAGUGAUGCUUAUGGAAUUUCAUCUUUGUCUACUCCAGAUCUGCCUAAAAGAAAGAAAAUUCAGAGGCUUCUGAAUAGAAAGCGACCUGAAUUUCUAAAAGCCUACAAGUGAAUGCUGGCAGUUGAAUGAUCCUAACACAGAUCAUUCUUACUGCAGCCUUAUGGAUCCAGUGAUUUUGAAUUAAGAAAUUCACGCUGUGUUUUUGUUUUCUGGUUUCCUUCCUCAAUCUAUCUCUUUGAAAAGAAACAAGUACUAUAAUAGUGAGCGUCUCAUAACUCUUUCUUUUCUCUCUUAAAAAAAAUGUUAUUUACAUAUGUGUGUAUGUGGCCAAUACCAAUUUUACUGAUGUAUAAUACUUAGAUUUAGUUUUGAAGUUGAAAAUCCUUUAAACAAAAGCAGAUAAAGGAAAAAGUUAUGUUCAUGAGAAGGUAGGUAUGGUCUGAAAUCGUUUUUUUCUGAGUAGUACAUACACGAAAACAUUUCUUGAUCAAGGAAUUAAUUGUCAACUGAACUGAUAUAUUGAUGGGACAUUUCCAGUAUUUUAAAGGCAGGACCAAAGGGCAGAUUAGCUCAAUAUUUGUUCAUUAAUAAAACUGCAAGAUUCUGUCCUCAUUAAACGUCAACUAAACUGAUAUCUUGAUUGAGCAUUUCCAACAUUUUAAGGGCAGAACUGAGGAAUAGAUUAUCUAUUUCUUCAUAUACAACACUGUGAUGUUCUGCUUGCAAAUCAAUUGAGCAUUUCUAAAACCAUUAUUAUUUUUUUAAUUUUGAAACCUGCAUUUUCCCCCUAAAAGAAGCAAAGUUCUUCAAAAGUCUCCUCACAAAGCCCCUCUCUGCCUCUCUGGGCCUCCUCUC